AUGGUGCAGCUCAACGAGUCCCCCUCCUUCGACGAGGUCCCGUGCCACGCCGACAUCCCGGGCUCAAUCACGUUUGCCCGCGGUCGGCAGAGGCUCAACAUCAUCACCGACGACGAGCUGAAGCAAAUUACCGCCCGCCUGAACAAGGUCGGCGCAGAACGGACAACGGCACUCUCGUCGUGA
Metarhizium album ARSEF 1941 is the source of this 183-nucleotide messenger RNA. Its product is annotated as argininosuccinate lyase. Bases 1 to 183 code for a protein of 60 amino acids. NCBI's taxonomy places the organism in Eukaryota, Fungi, Ascomycota, Sordariomycetes, Hypocreales, Clavicipitaceae. The transcript has a single exon. The record is from RefSeq and is a predicted model, not a curated record.